AUGAGUACUAAAAUAUCCACUUCAAAUCCAAUUCCAACUCCGUCGCCUCCUCCAUCUCAAUCUACAACCACUUCAAAUACAUCUACAGAUUCCACUAUACCCAAAAAUCUAGAUAUCAAUUCAAGUUCAACAGCAAUUUAUAAACCAAUACCUACAAAACCAAUAAUAGACCAUAAUAUAAAAUCAUCAUCAUUAACUAAUUUAUCAGAUUAUACUAAAUCAUAUAAACGAUCAUCUUCAUCUUCGAAUGAUUUAAUAUAUGAAAGAGAUAGAUUUAGAGCAAGAAUAAAAAGUUUUAAUCAAGAUUCAGAAUGUGAAUGUUGUGAUGAUAUAAGUUUUAAAACUACAAAAUUAAAUAUAAUUAAUAGAAAUAUUCUUGACUCGUCAUCAGCUUUUCAUAAAUCUUUACCAACAUAUUUUGCAAAAGAAACUUCAAAUUUACAACUACCUAUGAAAGAAAUAAAUUUAAAACAAUUGAAUUUAAUUUUUGAUUAUUAUUUUAAUUCAAGAUUACCAGAAACAAAUGAUAUGUUCCCAUGGCUUCAUGGUUUACAUAAAGAUAAUUUUGCUCAAAAAUCAUUCUUUUUAAUGCAACAACAACAACGACAGCAACAUUUACAAAAUAACAAUACAUCAAACUAUGAUGUUUUUUCAGAUUAUAGUCUACUGAAACCUAAUAAUGUCAAAUUUUUGAUGUGUGUUACUGACGAAACCCUACCUAUUAAUUUACGAAAUACUGUUAAAUUAUCAGAAAUCUUACAAAAAAUAGAUGUUUCAAGAUUAGAAAUUAAAAAUAUUAUAAAAGAAAUGUUUUACACUUUACAUAGUAAUAAUUCCGAAUUAAUAGAUUUAUUAACUUUAGAUUGUAUAAAAUUAAAUGUACUACCUAAAUUUUUAAAUUUAGAUCCAGAUAGAGGUAUUUCAUUAAGAAAUUUUCAUAUUCAAGUUGCUAAAUUAUCUACAUGUUCAGAUUUUAUAAUUUAUGGUGAAGAUUAUAACAAAAUUGAAUCAAUGGCUAGAAUAUUAUAUCUUGCUCAAAUUAAUGAAGCAAAUUUUGAAAAAUCUUCAGAAAUAACAACAAAUACAAAUUUUAAUAUUUAUAUAUUAAAGGAUAAUUUAAAUCAUUUAUAUCAACCAGUUCAAUUAUCAUCAAUUUUGCCAUUAAAAAAUUAUUUUCAAUUUUGUAAAAUUGAUUUAAACAAUUUAAAUUAUAAAUCAGAUUCGAAUUUAAUAUGGGAAAAUAAUUUUCAAAUUAAUGAAAAAAUUGAAACUACAAGAAUGUCAACUGCUACUAAAAUUUAUAAAAAUGUAUGGAUUGGAAAUUUUUGGGAUCAUCAAAUUAUAAUGCAUUAUAUUUUAAAUGAUAAAGAGGUAGUACCAAUAGAAGGUAAUAAUUUAAUUGAUUUAUAUAAUGAUUAUAAAAAUUCAAUUUUAUUAACUACUAUGACUUCAAACUAUAUGGAUUAUUUACCUACACCAAAAGCAAAUUGGAGAUUAUUAAUUCAAUGUCAUUCAGAUGCUUCAUUUCCAAAUUUAUCAUUUUUAAAAACUUUAUUAUUCAAAUAUACUAUCUCUUCAAGAGAAUCAUCAUCUCAAUUUCAUCAUUUAGAAUUUCCUCCUUCGGGAUCUAUUGGAAUUGGAGAUUGUAAACAAGAAAAUUUAGAAUCAAUUAUAAAUACAUGCAAAUUGAUAUAUUUAUAUUCGUCUUCAAAUUCAACUAAAGAUUUAAGUUGUUUAAUUUAUUGUUCAGAUGGAUAUACUGAAAAUUCAUUAUUGAUGAUUUUUUACUUGAUAUACUCACUAAACAUAUCAUUAGAAGAAGCAUUAUUAAAAAUACAUUUAGAAUAUGGUCGUCCAUUUUAUUUAUUCAAUAGUGAUGUUAUAAUACUAAAGAAAUUAGAACCGCUACUACAAAAAUUUUCACCACAAAGUAGUAAUUCUCAAAUUGAAUGGUCAAAUCUUGAAGAACUAUCAAGUCAAGAGAUUAAUGAAAUUUUAUUAGGCCCACCUAAAAAACAAUUAGAUAAUACUAAAUUUGGAUAUAUUGAUAAUGAAUCAAGUUCUGAAAGUUCUGAAUCAGAUUCAGAAAAUGAAUUAAUUACAGAAAUAGAUUGGGUUAAAGAAGUUGAAGGAUCAUUACCAUCUAAAGUCUUACCUUAUUUAUAUCUUGGUUCCUUAAAACAUGCAUCUUGUUUACCAUUAUUAAAUAAAAUAGGAAUCAAAAAAAUUAUAUCAGUUGGUGAAAAUUUAUUUUGGCUUAAUGGUUAUAAAUUUAAAAAAUUUAAUGAAAUUUCAAUUGAAAAUUAUUCUGAAAAUAUUGAUUUAAUUCAUAUAAAACCUAAAAAAUUAUCAAAUUAUCAUAAUUCAACAGUAACUACAAUAAUGAAAGUUAUGAAUUUAGAAGAUGAUGGAAUUGAUGAAUUAUUAAAACAACUCCCAAAAAUUUUACAAUUUAUCAAUGAUGAAUAUAUUUCAAGUAAUGGGGAUACUAAAAUAUUAGUACACUGUAGAGUUGGAGUUAGUAGAUCAGCAACUGUUGUAAUUGCUGAAAUAAUGAAACGAUUAAAAAUUAAUUUAUUUAAAGCUUAUUUAUACGUUAGAGUUAGAAGAUUGAAUAUUAUAAUUCAACCAAAUUUAAGAUUUAUGUAUGAAUUAUUUAAAUGGGAAGAAGAAGAGAAAUUGAAAUUACAAAGUAACAACAAUAAUCAACAAUAUUUAAGAGAAAUUGAUUGGUUUAUAAUGUGUCGAGAAAUUAUGAAAUUAAAUAUACCUUAUUUAAAUAAUUAA
Molecule: messenger RNA, 2787 nt
Organism: Insectozyma verbasci
Lineage: Eukaryota; Fungi; Ascomycota; Pichiomycetes; Serinales; Debaryomycetaceae
Source: the annotation of a GenBank genome assembly